Prorocentrum cordatum is the source of this 1251-nucleotide messenger RNA. NCBI's taxonomy places the organism in Eukaryota, Dinophyceae, Prorocentrales, Prorocentraceae. The record is from the annotation of a GenBank genome assembly.
AUGGGCGUGCCCUGGAGCGCGUUGCGGCGCCGGAUCUCCACCCGAACCCAUAUCCUGAUCGACAGUCACCAGCUGAUCGACGGCAUCCUCGAGGCGGAGGCGUCGACCAACUCGAUCGGCACUACCAAGCGCGGCAUCGGCCCGUGCUACGCGUCCAAGUCCAUCAGGAACGGCCUGCGCUUCGGCGACCUGCUGCACUUCGACAAGUUUGAGGAGCGCCUGCGGGAGCUCAUCAAGUGGUCUCAGAAGCGGUACGGCGAGCCCAGCCCGAACGACCAGGAGUCGCAGUUGCUGCUUCGCAAGUGCCUGCGGGAGUACAACACGCAGCAGGCCUUCGAUCCGGGCAACACCCCCGGCAAGAGGGGCGGCGUCGCCAGCGUCGACGAGGAGGUGGAGCGCUACAGAGGUUACGCGAAGCUGCUGCGAAACCAGAUCGUCGACUCGGUCACCUUCAUCCACGAGGACAUCUCCCGCGGCAGCAGGGUCCUAGUGGAGGGCGCGAACGCCGCCCUCCUCGACAUCGACUUCGGCACCUACCCCUUCGUGACGUCCUCCAACACGACGAUCGGGGGCGUGUGCACUGGCCUCGGGGUCCCCCCGCGGGUGAUCGACAACAUCGUCGGCGUCGUCAAGGCCUACACGACGCGCGUGGGGCACGGGCCCUUCCCCACCGAGCUGCAGAACGAGGAGAGGGAGGCGGAGGAGGAGGAGGAGGAGGAGGAGGAGGAGGAGGAGGAGGAGGAGGAGGAGGACGCCGCUGUCGUGGUGGAGCUGGUCGCUUUGGCCGUUCAGGUAAAGGUGGGCGAGAUGCUGCAGGAGGUCGGGCACGAGUACGGGACCACGACCGGCCGGCGGCGGCGGUGCGGCUGGCUCGACGUUCCGCUGGUGAAGUACUCGUCCAUGAUCAACGGCUUCCACAGCAUCAGUAUAACCAAGCUGGACGUGCUCACUGGUCUCAAGCAGGUCCGGGUGGCGGUGGCUUACAGGAACGCCGACAUGACGGAGGUGAGACUCCCCUCGGGCUACUUCCCGUCGCACCUCAAUGACCUUCAGAAGGUCGUUUGUGAAUACGAGACGCUGGACGGCUGGUCGGCGGACAUCGCCAAGUGCAGGAAGUUCACCGACUUGCCCCCCGAGGCUCAGCGCUACGUGCUCCGGGUCCAGGAACUCGUCGGCGUGCCCGUGUCCUCCGUGGGAGUGGGACCGGACAGGAACGACUUCUUCAUGCUGCAGCCCAGUGACUAUGAGUAG